Molecule: messenger RNA, 1922 nt
Organism: Triticum dicoccoides
Lineage: Eukaryota; Viridiplantae; Streptophyta; Magnoliopsida; Poales; Poaceae
Product: F-box protein At5g06550-like
Exons: 2
Coding region: 91-1626 (511 amino acids)
Cellular component (GO): nucleus
Molecular function (GO): cis-regulatory region sequence-specific DNA binding; protein binding
Source: RefSeq, a predicted model, not a curated record
AGGGCACAUCUCCAAAACCUUAACCGCGACCACUCUUCUACCUUUCCUCCCCUCCCGCCGCCACCGCCGCCGCCGCCCGUACGAGCGAGCAUGCCCAGCGCGUUCCACUCCCUCCGCCCCUCGCUCAUCAAGCGGAAGCACAAGCACAAAUCCACGCGCCGCGGCGGGAAGCGCCCCAAGAAGACCAGCGAGUCGACGAGCCUCGCCGCCGGAGGCGAAGACGCCUCCUUUGACCUGAAGAGCCCCGCCUCCGCGUCCACCGCGCCCGGGCGCGGCGUAGGAGGCAGCCUCGUCCAGCCGCGCGGGAACCUCCUCCUCGCCGCCGCCGGGCGCGCCAACCUCCGGGACGCGGGCCUCGGUGGGCUUCGCCAGCUCCCCGACGACCUCCUCCUCGACGUCCUCGGCCUCCUGCCCGCCCGCGACCUCGCUGCGCUCUCCGCGGCCUCCAAGGCGCUCUACGUCAUCUCCUCCCACGACCCGCUCUGGCGGGCCAUCGUCCUGGACGAGCUCGGCGGCGACUUCGCGUUUGCCGGCUCGUGGCGCGCUACCUACAUCGCCGCCGUGUCUGGCCGCGCCCAUCGCCCCCCGCGCGCCCUUGAGAUCAGUGGAUUCUACUCGGACUACCUCUUCCAGAGCUGGCUAUGUGCCAACAUGGAGAUGCGGGCCGAGUGGCUCGAGCGGGACACCAUUGACCGCCGCCGUGGCUUAUCCGUGGAGAAAUUCAUCGCAGAGCACGAGGAGCCAAACUGGCCGGUGCUGCUUGAGGGGUGCCUUGAUUCCUGGCCGGCGUUGCAAAAAUGGACGAGGGAGUAUCUGCUGGAGGUCUCAGCUGGCAAGGAGUUCGCCGUGGGUCCGGUGAGCAUGCCUCUGGAUAGGUACUUCCAGUACUCCGACAAUGCGGAGGAGGAGAGGCCAUUGUACCUAUUCGACGCGAAAUUCGCCGACAAGGUUCCGGAGAUGGGGAGCGACUACGAGGUGCCGGUGUACUUCCAGGAGGACCUGUUCAAGGUGCUCGGGGAGGAGAGGCCAGAUUACAGGUGGGUUAUCAUCGGUCCGGCUGGAUCAGGGUCAUCGUUCCAUGUAGACCCUAACUCGACAUCGGCGUGGAAUGCUGUGAUCAAGGGGGCCAAGAAGUGGGUGAUGUUCCCGCCGGAGGUGCCGCCACCAGGCGUGCACCCAAGUUCGGAUGGGGCAGAGGUCACUAGCCCUGUGUCUAUCAUGGAGUGGUUCAUGAACUUCUACGGAGCCUGUAGGACCUGGGAGAAGAGGCCAAUUGAGUGUGUAUGCCGGGCCGGGGAGAUUGUAUUUGUGCCUAAUGGAUGGUGGCACUUGGUUAUCAAUCUUGAGGAGUCCAUUGCCAUCACUCAGAACUAUGUGAGCAGGAGGAACCUGUUGAAUGUUCUUGACUUUCUCAAGAGGCCCAAUGCAAGUGAGCUUGUAUCAGGGACCAAGGACAGGGUGAACCUGCACGACAAGUUCCGGAACGCCAUCGACACAGCUUACCCCGGGACGAUUAGUCAGCUUGAAGUUGAAGCUCAGCAGAAGGCUGCUGCUCGGAAGAAGAAAGUCGCAUUCUGGGAUUCUGCUGUCGACGCUAACACUGGAGGAUUCAAGUUCUCCUUUUGAUUUUCUUGCAGCAGCUAGGUCUGUGGACUUAACAUUUGAUCUUAUCCUGCUUACAUGAGCAAUCACAUUUGAUUUGCUUUGAGGACCUGGGUUCAUGGGCCUUCGCAUUGAUCUGCUUGCAGUGAAGCAGAUUAUUUUGAUUGUACAAGGCUAUGAGCAUCCUAGGACUGGGAAGAGCUUAAUCUUAGGCCGUUGCUCCCGAUUGCUAUUGCAAGGUUUGUACCAUGUAUUACAUCAUGAAAUAUUGAUCUUUGAUCUUCAAAUACUUGGGCUGAAAAUUGUUUGCAUUUUGGUAA